AUGGUGACUGGUUACCAGGAUUCCCUCGGGAACCCAGACCUUGCUAACUUCUUCCCUUUUUUGCGGUUUCUUGACUUGCAAGGCAAUAGUAGGAAGAUAAGGGGUGCUCAGAGAGCUUGUUUCAGAGACUUCUUGGAUGCGCUUAUCGAUCUCCAACAAGGAGAUGAACCUGAAAUCAACAUUGACGAGAUCGAACAUCUACGUCUUGAUCUGUUUGUAGCGGGGACAGAUACAAACUCUAGUACCGUGGAAUGGGCAAUGGCAGAGUUACUUGGAAACCCGAAAACGAUGACAAAAGUUCAAGAAGAGAUCAAUCAUGUGAUAGGGCAAAACGGCGACUUCCAAGAGUCUGAUAUCUCAAAACUGCCGUAUUUACAAGCGGUCAUUAAAGAAACAUUCCGAUUACACCCGGCUGCUCCAUUUCUCCUCCCAAGAAAAGCCGAAACCGACGUAGAGAUUCUUAGAUUCCAUGUGCUUAAAGAUUCUCAGGUUCUUGUGAACGUCUGGGCCAUAGGAAGAGACCUUAGGUUGUUAGAAACAAAUCAACUUGAUAUUUGGCUUAACUUCAAUGCAUUGAUCAUGUCUUGA
Camelina sativa (false flax) is the source of this 588-nucleotide messenger RNA. The record is from RefSeq and is a predicted model, not a curated record. Lineage: Eukaryota; Viridiplantae; Streptophyta; Magnoliopsida; Brassicales; Brassicaceae.